AUGGCGGCUGCAGCUGCGGGUAACAGAAAGAGCGGGCUGCUGGAGAAAUGGAGGAUCGAUGAGAAGCCAGUGAAGAUCGAUAAAUGGGAUGGCGCAGCAGUGAAGAACUCUCUGGAUGAUGCUGCGAAGAAGGUGUUGCUGGAGAAGUACGAGUACUUGGAGAACUUCCAGCUGGUUGACUGCCGCCUGUUAAUCUGCACCGUUUCCUGUAUCUUCGCCAUGCUGGCUCUGGUCUGGGACUACCUGCACCCCUUCCCCGAGUCCCGGCCGGUCCUCGCCUGCUGCGUCAUCUCGUACUUCAUCAUGAUGGGCGUCCUGACGCUGUACACCUCCUACAAAGAGAAGAACAUCUUCCUGGUGGCCAUGCAGAAGGAUCCAGCUGGGAUGGAUCCAGACCACAUCUGGCAGCUGUCCUCCUCCCUCAAACGGUUUGAUGACCAGUACACCCUCCGAGUGUCCUUCACCGACGGGAAGUCGAAGAAGCCGAGGGAGAUGGAGUUCACCCAGUCUGUGUCGACGUUCUUUGAUGAGAACGGGACGCUGGUGAUGGACCAGUUUGAAAAGUAUGUUUCUAAACUGCACGACGCGUUGGCCACGGACAAGAAGACCAAAUAAAAGUCGGGAAGCUGACAUCAUUACAUCACCACAUAUGACUCUGAGCAAAGGUCUGACUCAUCUGUUCGCUCCUCAGAGUUCACUGGUUUCAGCUUGCAUCCAUCACAGGAAACACUUUCACAUUCACAGCAUCUGCUCCAUGAGAAAAAAAUGAAUUGUGUCGUAUUAAAUAUGUGAAAUCUGCA
Molecule: messenger RNA, 800 nt
Organism: Archocentrus centrarchus (flier cichlid)
Lineage: Eukaryota; Metazoa; Chordata; Actinopteri; Cichliformes; Cichlidae
Gene: spcs2
Product: signal peptidase complex subunit 2
Exons: 5
Coding region: 1-615 (204 amino acids)
Biological process (GO): protein targeting to ER
Cellular component (GO): signal peptidase complex; membrane
Source: RefSeq, a predicted model, not a curated record